AUGGCGCCCACCUCUCAAUUGAAAAAACGUGCUACGGAAACGGGAAUGGACAACUUAGAUGAGUCUUUCGUCAAGAUAGGCACUGCUCUUCCAGCUCUCAGUUCCAACAAAGUCGAUAAAAAUGAAUUUGUACCGAUAUGGCAGCAAGAAGUUAAAGACGAAAAAGGACGUAGAAGAUUACAUGGUGCAUUUACAGGUGGAUUUUCUGCUGGAUAUUUUAACACAGUUGGUUCGAAGGAAGGAUGGGUACCAGCCGAGUUUAAAAGUAGUCGUGCAACAAAGAACAAAGCUGAUAAUGAACCCAAAAGGACUGGAGCUUCAAGACCAGAGGACUUUAUGGAUGACGAAGAUCUGGCUGAACUCGAAUCACGCAAAGAGUUGAAAACUAAUUCACAGUUUGACUCAGCAAUUGGAACAUCUUCCGCCUCAUCUACGUUCCAAGCACCUCAAUACGAUCCCUUGACUGGCCAGCUCGAUGCGGUUCCUGAAUCUGGUUCAUUACAUCAACUUGUUGGGCCCUCACGUGCCGAAGCUGCUUUAUCAGACCUAAUCCAACCAAACACCACUAGGAUCGGUCACAAGCUUAUGCAGAAGAUGGGAUGGCGUUCUGGGCAAGGCAUUGGACCUCGAAUCACUUUUGAACGUCAGAGACAAUUGGCUUUGAAACUUGGUGUUCAAAUCACCUCGACCGACGAUGAAGAUGACUCAGAACGUAGAAAGCACCUCUUUCCUCCUUUAGAUCGUCCCUUGACAGCCUUUCAACCUUGGCCUGGUAAUAAUGGACUAGGCUACACCAAGGAUAUGCAUUCACUGGAGUUAGAUAGGUCCUUCAGUAGAGCUGAGACAUCGGCGGCGCCGACUGAAAUUGAUGGGCAGACGAUGCCGAAAGGCGCAUCAUUUGGUCUAGGUGCUCUCAAUGAUCUCGAAGAUGACGACCGUGAUAUCUAUGACUCGGAAGUAAACCAAAUAUCUAGUGAUCCGAGAGCGCGAAGGCUAUUAGUGGUUGACGAACAGGUCACGACACAUCGCGGAUCAAAAUCUCAAUCUCGACAAUCGCGCCCUCCUCAAAAGCCAAUACAUCAAGCCCAGACUAACUUUUCGGACGGCACCCGCAUACCCAAGGGUUUUCGACUCGUACUAUCUGAUGCACGGGGCGAUAGGACAAGUGAUGCUUGGUAUCCUGCUCCGAAAGUACCAGAGUCGUGGGAACCGAAUCCUGGGAAAGUGCUGAGCAAGAAUACGACCGCUGAGCCAGUCCCUAAACCUUCUGGACAUGCCUCCAAGUCGUUAACUGCGGGUGACCGUGGUAGACUCUUGGGUGAGAAGCAGCUACCAAAGUCUGUUUUUGACUUCAUAUCAGCAAAAGAUAAAUCUCGAUUGGAAAAUAUGAAGCAGCACGUUUUGGCUCAAGCUUCUGGACAAUCCGAGUCAUCAGGUGUUUCUAGCCACGUUCUCCCAACGCCCGAAUCGUCUAUCACUAUCCCUGACUUACCACCAGCCAUCGCUCAAGCUGCCCUGCGUGGCUUUAUGCCUUUCUCACAUGACUUGUCUAAGCAAAAGCGAUAUCAAGUGUAUUUACAAUCUCAGGCCGGCCUUUUAUCGGACGGGGUUGUCUUCUCGCCUAAACCGAAGCCGGGAGAAAGCGUCGACCAGAUUACCAAGGAACUAGAAGGUUUUGCCAAGAGUGCUAUGAUGUUUAAGCCAAUGAGUGCCGUGAUGGCGUCACGAUUUACAUCUGCUGCCAGUACCAUCGCUAGCGGAGAACUUUCCACCCCCCAACCAGGUCUGAGGCAACCCGUUUUCUUAGACCAAGAUACGACACCAUCUAUUGACCCAUCAGCCGACGAUGCAUCGACUUCCAAUAAGGUUGAGGAAGAGCUUAGUCAAGCUGCGCAAGCUGUUCGAAUGGAUAUGUUUGGCAUGUUAACUCGAACAACCUCAACCUUUUAUCCACAGAAGCUACUGUGUAAAAGAUUGAACGUCCCUAAUCCAUAUCCGCACGGCGAGGCCAUCGAAAUCAAACCGAAAGUAGCAUCAAAUAGCAUGAGUGAUUUCAUGACUGCGCAUGGCUUCUUACCUGCCACUAUUGAAUUAGAAAAGAAGGAAUCUCCUAAAGAAGAUGAACAGUCAGGCGAUUGGGUCACUCGAAAAGUCAUCGAUGGACCAGCAAAGUCAUUGGACCAAGUCGGUUUGGGUGACGAUGAUACACAAGGCCGCGAUAUACUUACCACUACCCGCCCUGCUAUCGAUCUCUUCAAAGCCAUAUUUGCAGAUGAAAGCGAAGACGAAACUGCUGAAGAAGAUCAGUCAUCAUUACCUUUGCAAAACAAGACUUCUCAUGACGUAGCUGUAUCAGAGCCUCUACUAGAGACGAAUCAUUCACAUCAAUCUCUCGAUCAGAACAAAUCAGUUUCAUCUGCCUCUACUAUUGUAGCUCCUAUCCCAUCACACACGCCUAAAGUUGUCGAUCCUGACGAGUUACACAAGUUGGCAAGUUUUCGUCCUACCUUCCUACGCAAGGGUGAUAAAGACAAAGAUGAAGAAACAAGUAGCAAGAAAAAGAAUAAAGGCAAAAAACGAAAGGUAUUGAUGUCAUUUGAGGAUGAUGAAGUUGAGCCUAUCAAAGAGGACUCCAAGAUCAAAAAGAAAAAACCUAAGCCGAAACAAGACGAGUCAAUUGCUUCAAGUAAGAAAAUCAGUGAUCCUAAAGAUAAGCAUCGUAUGUCAGAUUCCCGGAAGACAAGCCUGGCAAGUGGUAAACGGGAAAGACAAGAGGAUUUGGAUGAUGAAUGGGUUGAAAAGACUGAUAUACCAGAGCCUAAAGUUCUGAAGCAGGCUUCUGUCGUCGUUCCGAUGUCAGAUAAGAAACUAGAUACUAUAGCUCCUAACCGACGAGUCCGUGCUAGUGAUCUGAUGGAUGAUUGA
Molecule: messenger RNA, 2925 nt
Organism: Melampsora larici-populina 98AG31
Lineage: Eukaryota; Fungi; Basidiomycota; Pucciniomycetes; Pucciniales; Melampsoraceae
Exons: 3
Coding region: 1-2925 (974 amino acids)
Biological process (GO): mRNA processing
Cellular component (GO): nucleus
Molecular function (GO): RNA binding
Source: RefSeq, a predicted model, not a curated record